Molecule: messenger RNA, 858 nt
Organism: Trypanosoma grayi
Lineage: Eukaryota; Euglenozoa; Kinetoplastea; Trypanosomatida; Trypanosomatidae
Exons: 1
Coding region: 1-858 (285 amino acids)
Biological process (GO): protein import into peroxisome matrix, docking
Cellular component (GO): peroxisomal importomer complex; peroxisome; peroxisomal membrane
Source: RefSeq, a predicted model, not a curated record
AUGACAGAGCUGGCCAGGCCGUGGGAAAACGCGCCGGAGUCUCCGCCGGGCAGCCCAGUAACGCCAGGGGCUGGGCUUUUGGUGCCCCAAAGCCCUGCAACUGGUGUCGGUGCUGCAGCAACUUCAACGUCGAUUACGACAACAAAACCAACAACAAUGACAUCCGUGCAAGCACAGCAAAACGCCGUGGACAACCCCCAACAAGCUACAUCAGCCAACAACACGGCAGACACCUCGAACCGCUACGGGUCCGGCUACGCAUCUAGUUACGGAUCUGGGCUGGGGUAUGGCGGUCUUGGCACGGGCGGCAUGUACGGCGGUCUCGGCAUGGGUGGCAUGUACGGCGGUCUCGGUAUGGGCGGCAUGUACGGCGGUCUCGGUAUGGGCGGCAUGUACGGCGGUCUCGGUAUGGGCGGCAUGGGCAUGUAUGGUAUGGGUAUGGGUAUGUCGGAGGACUUUCAGCGCAGUCAAAUGACUUUUAUGCUAGUAGGACGUCUCCUGGAAAUGUGCGGCAUGUUUGCAGGGGUGAUUCAGACGACGUUUGGAAGUGCUCUUCAGUUCAUGGGCAACUACAUUGGGAUGAGUCAGCAGUACAACCAACUGAAGUCUGGCAUGUAUAUGGAUGAGAGCGGCAAAUGGGUACAAGCACCAAAGAGGAUAUCCGCCGACCGGAAUGCUUCGCAUGCCUCUCGUCGUCAAAAGCUUAUCAAGAAGAAGCAAAAGGGGAGCGCAUGGAUUGCCCUUCUAAGGCGACUUGGUUUCCUGCUGUUGGCUAUUCUGUUGGUGCGGAAGUUCACGAGCUGGUCUGCAGCGCGGCAGUUGGCAAAAGUUCAGCGGUGCAUGCCGAGUCAGGUGUAG